Racocetra persica is the source of this 218-nucleotide messenger RNA. Lineage: Eukaryota; Fungi; Glomeromycota; Glomeromycetes; Diversisporales; Gigasporaceae. The record is from the annotation of a GenBank genome assembly.
CUGAUAAUCAAUAUCUGCUACCAUGGAAUAACAUCUAUCUUCGAACACAUAAAUCACCCAGAGGACCAAUUCCUUUUUGGUACAAAUAUAUAAAAAAUUUAAUAACUAAUAACUUACUACCCUCAGUUUGGCCAUCAAUUCAACUCGAAAAUAUUAAUCCAUUUAUCAAUACACUCACACUAACCUCAACACCAUCUACUAUCUCUAAAAAAAAAUAA